UGUCAACACUCAAUUCUCUAAAACCCUACAUUCUCUCACACCUUACAAAUCUCAGCAAUCUCAUCUCUCUUACCCAGAAAAUCUUAUAGCAGUAGCAAUGGUAGUUCCUCUUCGACCUGCCCGAUUUUACGGCCGCAGCCUUCCCCGGCCUAGGUUCUAUACUGACGUGAAGUUCAGCGAUGAGCGUGUCGAUCCACCGAUUCCGGUACUUGAUCCGCUCAUGUCUUGGGCCAGUGAGGCUCACUGGUCCAUGGGUGGUCUUUGCCUGAAUCGCCUUCGCCUUCAGGGGAAGAUCGAGGGGAAUGUGGAGAAGCUUAGGAAACAGAGGGAGAAGUCUUUUAAAAUAAAGAUAAAGAAUAGUCCGUUGAAGGGUGUUGAUUCGCCUCCGCCCGCUCCGAUUUCGAAGAAGCGGAGGCGGAGAGUCAAGGUGGUGGAUGAUGAAGAAGAUGUAGAUGUAGAUGAUGACGACGAGGAGGAUGAGGAAGAGGAGGAGAUUGAAAUGGAGAUUAGGAAGGCAAAGCGAAAUGGAGGAAUGAAGAAGAGGAGGAGGCUUGUGAGGAAGCUUGGGGAUGAUUUUGAGUUGGUUGCUGAUGCGAAUCGGAGGGCCCCAUUGAAGGAUGUGAGCAAUGGUGGUGGGGUUUCGGAAGGCGGUGUCGCGUUGUUGACUAGGAGCAGGAGAUCUAUGGUCUUGAAUGAAGAGGAGGAUGAAGGUGGAUAUGAUAAAAAAAGUUCCAAAUCUGAGAAAGCCAAAGAAAAGGAUGUUGUGUCUAUUACUCCUAAAAAAAUGAGCAAGAAGAAUGGGGAUAAGAAGGGUUCUGUUUCUCCAAAUGGGUCAAGGAGUUCUCCAAGAUUGAAGCAGAAAUCGAAUUAGUUUUAUUUUGGAAUUUGUUAUGCUCAUCUUAGAUGUGAAAGAAACUUUUAUGUGGUAGGAUUGAUGUUUAUAUUAAUGGUAGAAAAGAAAAAUUGUAUUGAGGCUGUUUUGACUAUUGGACUAUCAAUGAAAUGAAAGUGAUGUCAAUUUCAUGGA
Molecule: messenger RNA, 1027 nt
Organism: Chenopodium quinoa (quinoa)
Lineage: Eukaryota; Viridiplantae; Streptophyta; Magnoliopsida; Caryophyllales; Amaranthaceae
Product: G patch domain-containing protein 4-like
Exons: 1
Coding region: 98-871 (257 amino acids)
Source: RefSeq, a predicted model, not a curated record